This is a messenger RNA of Phytophthora nicotianae INRA-310, 495 nucleotides long. RefSeq lists its product as hypothetical. Bases 1 to 321 code for a protein of 106 amino acids. The record is from RefSeq and is a predicted model, not a curated record. NCBI's taxonomy places the organism in Eukaryota, Oomycota, Peronosporomycetes, Peronosporales, Peronosporaceae. The transcript has a single exon.
AUGGCGCAUGCACGGUUUACCAAACGCCUACGAUGCUCUCUGGAUGACGCAUAUAGGAUCAUACCAAGCAAGGAUAAGAGCUUGCGGCCCUCGUUGAUUACAGCGCGUAACUGGGGACACGUGCAAAUUGGAGGCAUCAGUUGCCAAAUACUGCAAGCAUUUAGCGACGCUUACCAUGUUUUGGCGUACAACAUCCCGGGCGAAGUGAGCCUUCCGUAUUUGGCCAUCGCACAGAAUUCUCGAGGAGUAAGCCCGGACGGCAAGCGCGCCAAUAAGUAUGAGAUUACGCUCGCAGAUUCGGAGGCCAACGCGCUUAACUGACUAGUAGAAGGGGAACAACAAGAUGUCCAGUGGCCGUAUGAAGGCGGCAUCUACGUUACAAUCACGGAGGUUGGCGAGUCUACAAUCAAUGUCGUCUACGACCUGUGGGCUGGGUGUUUGAGCGAAGUGCACAACCGGGAGCUCUUCAUCGACUGGAUCAAGUUUGCAGUUCAG